Messenger RNA from Gasterosteus aculeatus aculeatus (three-spined stickleback), 1569 nucleotides. RefSeq names its product brix domain containing 2 (gene brix1). Gene Ontology annotation, biological process: rRNA processing; ribosomal large subunit assembly. The record is from RefSeq and is a predicted model, not a curated record. Gene Ontology annotation, molecular function: rRNA binding. Lineage: Eukaryota; Metazoa; Chordata; Actinopteri; Perciformes; Gasterosteidae. Gene Ontology annotation, cellular component: nucleolus.
GCGAGUUGCCGGUGCCACAAUUUGCGCCAGCCCUCUCUCCGUUGUAUUCGACGCAAUACGCACCUGCAGUACCACCUCCAGGCCGCUAGAGGUCCGCUCCGACACGUGUGCUGUUUCAGUCGCAGCGAGUUCACGUGUGUAGUGCCGGAAUACAACAUGUCGGCGUUCAAGAGAAAACGUGGACGACAGGCUCUUGCUGGUAAAAAGGCAAAGAAAGCGAAAAUUGUUGCAGAUGGGGCCGAAGAACCACGGGUAGCUGAACAAGAGAAGAGUAAUGAAGCCACCAUUCCGCCCCCUGUUUCGUCGGGCAGAUGGACCAACAAGGAAAGAGUUCUCAUUUUCUCCUCAAGAGGCAUCAGCUUUAGAACAAGACACUUGAUGCAAGACCUGAGGACCUUGAUGCCUCAUUCAAAAGCAGAUACAAAAAUGGACAGAAAGGACAAGUUGUUUGUCGUUAACGAGGUUUGUGAAAUAAAAAAUUGCAACAAAUGCCUCUUUUUUGAAGCCAAGAAGAAGCAGGACCUCUACAUGUGGAUUUCAAACAGCCCUCAUGGACCUUCAGCAAAGUUUCUGGUGCAAAACAUUCACACGCUGGCUGAGCUCAAGAUGACAGGAAACUGCCUCAAAGGAUCCCGGCCGCUGCUCUCGUUUGAUCCUAAAUUUGACUCGGAGCCCCACCUUGCUUUGCUGAAGGAGCUCUUCACCCAGACAUUUUCCACCCCACGCUACCACCCCAAGAGUCAGCCUUUUGUGGACCACGUCUUCACAUUCUCCAUCGCAGACAACAGGAUAUGGUUCAGAAACUACCAGAUCAUGGAGGAGGAUGCCGCUCUAGUGGAGGUCGGCCCCCGCUUCGUUCUCAACCUCAUCAAGGUCUUUCAGGGGAGCUUUGGAGGACCCACGCUUUUUGAGAACAAAGACUUCAAGUCUCCUAACAUGCACCGGCGAGAGAUCCGACUGUCUGCAGCGGCCCGAGUGCGUGAGAAUCAGAUGGUGAAGGAGAUGCUGAAAACAAAGAGGGCUGAAGCUAAGGUGGAGGUAGUCAAAGACGUCACAGCAGACGUCUUCCAGACGCCGGCUCAGGAGAAGGCCGUUCACAUCCAGAUGGAGGCACCCACAGCAAGAGUACUGAAGAAAAACAAACUCAAAGCGCUCAAACAAGAAAGGAGGGCACGCAGAUAACUGGAUUGGCCAAUGAAUGGCUUACUGCUGAUCUAAAGCAGUAUGCAUAGCAGACGAGGUGUUACAGUGCAGUUGAGUCCAUUUUACGAGCUUUGGUAGGUUAAAAAAAAUGAAGACUUACAACGGUGCAACAUAUUAUGACUUUUGGCAGAAAAUUUGAAAUAUACACGUGUUGUGUUCGAUGUCCUUUGCCAUAGUUUGUGUGUUCACACAACACAUUUAUUUGCUCCCUCCUUCCGGAGGACCAUACUGUUUGUAGCUGGGCCAGCUUUAUUCGCAAACAAUAUUUACUCAUCCUUUUUUGAUAAACGUAUUCCAAUGUAAAAAAAAAACAUUUUGAGUGACCAUUUCUUUUCAAUGUCCUGAAAAUAAAACCAUUUUAAACUC